AUGUCCAAGUUCUGGCAAUCAGAUGUGUCAGCCAUCACUUGGCCCUCGUUCUCUCUCCAUUCCAUUGACCUGUCCCGUCUUAAAGACAGAAUAUUUGAAGUGAAAAGCAGUCCCCAGCUACUAGGGACAUUCUUCCUAUGCAGCAUUAUUCUCUACUUUGGAGUUGUUUUGCUGCGGGACCCGUUGUCCCAUGUUCCCCCACUACACUGGUCUACACCGUUUUCGCGGUUGAAUCAGCUCUACACAACUUACUACCAUGAUCGCCAUUUUGCCAACUAUGAUGCGCACAAGGAAGUUCCUGGGAAGAGGAAGUUCCGACCUGUAGUGAGAGUCGGCCCGAACGAGGUCAGUUUGAUGACUGCGGCCGGUGUGCGUACAGUCUACGGUGGGAACUUUGAAAAGGCUGCUUGGUACGAGGUAUUCUCAAAUUAUGGAAAGAACAACAUGUUCUCGUUUACAGGCAAUGCCGAUCAUGCAGCGAGACGCCGAAUCUUUUCUUCCAAUUACCUCAAGUCGAAUGUCUCGACUCCCUACAUCCAGCAGAUUAUCCAAUCUCGCGUUGAAAAGAUGAUUCGCUUCAUCGAUUCUGCCGUAGAGGAAGAUACCAAGAAGACGCAGCCUAUGGUUGUGCGCAACAUUUACCGGGCCAUGCAGUCUGAUAUCUCCACGCGAUUCGCAUUUUCAGAUUCAUACGGCACAGAUUGGCUGGACAAACUCAGUGGACCGGUAAAUCAAAGCAAACACACCGGAAUGCAUGUUAUGGACUUUUUCCAUCAAGAGCUGAGAGAAGCAACUUUCUUUUGGGAAAGCGAACCCCCGUUCCUAUACGUCAACCAACUGCUUGUCCCCAAUGGCCCACCGGAGCAGCAAAAUGCACAAAAGUGGGCUGCUGGUCUAUUCCGCCGUUUUGAGGCUAUGCUAGAUGAGAGCUCUAACCGAGAUGAGCUGGUUCGUCAAGGCGUAUAUGGAAAAUUAUAUACAUACCGGGACUCAGAGGGAAGGCCAUUGUCAUUUGAGGACCGGGCCAGUGAGAUGCUGGAUCACAUUGGUGCUGGCCACGACACUAUGUCCGCUUCUCUGGAAUAUCUAACGCGACAGAUCAGUCUAUCGCCUGAUGUCCAAGCCAAGCUCCGGGAGGAGCUUUGCGUUGAACAUGGAGGGACUUUCGAGACAUAUGCUGAUCUUGACAAAUUCCCAUAUCUCCACGCCGUUGUCAUGGAAGGUUUGCGCCUUGUUUACACAAUCAACUUUUACCAACCCCGCGUGGUCCCUAAAGGGGGUUGCACAAUAGAAGAUAUAUACCUUCCGGAAGGGACUAUUGUCGGGUCGCAGGCGUAUCUCGUUCAUCGCCAGCCCGAUAUUUUCCCCGAUCCCGAGGCAUUUAAGCCUGAGAGAUGGUUGGUUGAUGAGCAGCAGGCUCGAGUUUUGUUGCGAAACUUCUGGACCUUCGGAAGCGGACAGCGCGGCUGUAUUGGAAGGGAUCUGGCAAUUUCAGUUCUCAAGAACACGCUUUUCGCUAUCUACACGAGGUUCCAAACUACUCUUACGAAUGAGCAUGGGCCGAGAAGGCCGUGGGAAGGACACUAUGCAAUGGCCGAGGUGGAAUUUGUUCCCAUUUCUGCCUGA
This is a messenger RNA of Penicillium bovifimosum, 1626 nucleotides long. RefSeq lists its product as uncharacterized. Gene Ontology annotation, molecular function: monooxygenase activity; heme binding; iron ion binding. The transcript has 5 exons. NCBI's taxonomy places the organism in Eukaryota, Fungi, Ascomycota, Eurotiomycetes, Eurotiales, Aspergillaceae. The coding region runs from base 1 to 1626 and encodes 541 amino acids. The record is from RefSeq and is a predicted model, not a curated record.